Messenger RNA from Lichtheimia ornata, 816 nucleotides. RefSeq lists its product as uncharacterized. The record is from RefSeq and is a predicted model, not a curated record. NCBI's taxonomy places the organism in Eukaryota, Fungi, Mucoromycota, Mucoromycetes, Mucorales, Lichtheimiaceae. The transcript is spliced from 3 exons. Bases 1 to 816 code for a protein of 271 amino acids.
AUGCAACCCCAGUCAACCGUUACGAUAGCGCCUAUUUACGAGUUGGCACGGUCCUUAUACCACACAUUCCCUUCAUCAAACGAGUACUCGGAUCAGUUGGCAGCAGCCAUUCAAGGGUGGCGAUCAGAUGCUGCUGGUAUGGGCCUUUUGCCUCGACUCGAACCAGUGGUCAAAAUGUCGCAAGAGCGUGCAUCACUAUGGCCUGCGUUAGUGAAUAUGGUGCAACAAGUACAACAGGAUCCAAAGACGACGUUAUUGUUUGCAAGUAUCAUGGAGAGCAUGCCACUUGUUGCAGCUGUGGAGCGUGCAUUGGAAGGCGAUGAUGAUGAUGACGCAGUGAUUCGGUUUAUUGACAGCCUAUGCCUUGAUCAACCCCAAGUACAACACGAUCAGGUGAUGACCAGUAUUCAAAACUACCUUGAUACGCUUGAUCAUAUGAAACGACAAGCCGUUAGCCAAGUUCUCAAUCAACAACGCUAUCAAGCUAUGGAAGAUGAUUACAUGGCCCAAAUCCAUCAUAUCUUGAAUGAUCAGGCGAUCUUCGACCAAUUUGAAAGAGUGCUACUUGAUGAUCAUGUCCCAUGGGCCGAUCGACUUACGAAUGUGUAUCAGCUGAUCAAGACUCACAAACCAGAAGUAUGGGAUCAAAUCAGCCUUGUGUUGGAUCGAAUCGAAGCGGACCUCGAUACACAACAAUACAGCUCUUAUGAGGAAUACGUGCAAAAGAACUUUUUGGAUGAUGGUGGUCAACAAUAUCUGGAUAGCGAAGUGGAACAAGCCCAAGUGGAGCAUAUGUUAGGAUCAAUGAACAUGUAA